AUGGAUGGUGUUUCUCCUUCCGUGUUCAACUCAAUUCCGAAUCUAAAGCAGCGCAAUGGAGACCUCAAGGCACUAAUUUCAGUCGGAGGGUGGUCAUUUAAUAACCCAGGAACUUGGCAGGGCGUCUUCUCAUCUCUGGUAUCCACCGAGUCAAAUAGAGCUAAGUUCAUUCAGAACCUUCUCGGAUUCCUUUCACAAUAUGGUUUUGACGGCGUUGAUUUCGACUGGGACUACCCUGGUGCCGACGAGCGUGGUGGAAAUGGUGGUGAUACAGUCAACUAUGUGGCUUUACUCAAAGAACUGCGUAUUGCUGUUGGCGCAGAUGCCCACGAUUAUAUCGUAACUGCUACGGCACCAAUGUCUUACCACUACCUUCAAAACUUCGACCUCGCAAAAAUGGCAUCCUAUGCUGACUGGAUUAACUUCGGUAUGAGGCCACUGUUUGAAAUUAUCUAUAAUCUAACAGAAGUUGGGUUUGCCUUGGAUCUUGCCUGGCGUGCUGGCGUCGAUCCAUCCCAAAUUGUGAUGGGACUUGGUCUAUACGGGAGAUCUUUUAAAAUUACGGAUGGCUUUUGCUCCCACCCUGGAUGCCAAUUUGCAAGCCUAGGGGAUCCGGGACCUUGCACUGGAUUAUCCGGUAUUCUCUCUCUUCAAGAAGUAUAUGAUGUGCUUGAUCGCAAUGGCGCUCAGCCGAUCUAUGAUCAUGAGGCAGCCGUCAAUUAUAUAGUCGAUAGCUCCAUGAACUGGAUAUCGUAA
Molecule: messenger RNA, 756 nt
Organism: Xylona heveae TC161
Lineage: Eukaryota; Fungi; Ascomycota; Xylonomycetes; Xylonales; Xylonaceae
Product: glycoside hydrolase family 18 protein
Exons: 3
Coding region: 1-756 (251 amino acids)
Biological process (GO): carbohydrate metabolic process
Molecular function (GO): chitin binding
Source: RefSeq, a predicted model, not a curated record